This is a messenger RNA of Myzus persicae (green peach aphid), 2014 nucleotides long. RefSeq names its product tigger transposable element-derived protein 6-like. The transcript has a single exon. The record is from RefSeq and is a predicted model, not a curated record. The annotation marks the transcript as partial. NCBI's taxonomy places the organism in Eukaryota, Metazoa, Arthropoda, Insecta, Hemiptera, Aphididae. Gene Ontology annotation, cellular component: nucleus. Gene Ontology annotation, molecular function: DNA binding.
AUGGAAAGAAACAUACAAGCUGCCAUACUGCUGUAUAAAGAAGGAAGUAUGGGUUACCGUGAUGCUGCCAAGCAAUUAGGGAUAAAGCACACAACCCUUUUUUAUAGAAUUAAAAAGUUAAAAAACGUUGAAGGUAUAAUACAAAAUAGUGUUGACGAUAAUCGUUUUAAUUCCAAGUACACUGUUAACCAAAUUUUUAGUAAAGAACAGGAGGAAAUGUUAUUAAAAUACAUUUUAAGGUGUUCCCAAAUAAAUUAUGGCAUGACUUUGGUACAGAUUAGGAAACUAGCAUAUGAUUAUGCAGUAAAAGUAGAGUUAAAAAUUCCUGAUUCUUGGAAACUGAAUCUAACUGCAGGCAAUGACUGGCUUUAUUGUUUUAUGAAACGUCACCCUAGUUUAUCAAUAAGAAAACCAGAAAAAACAAGUCUGUCUCGAGCUACUUCUUUUAACAAAACUAAUGUUAUGUUUUUUUUUGAUUUAUAUGAGAAAGCUUUAAAAAAGUAUCCUGUAACACCGGAUAGAAUUUAUAAUAUCGAUGAAACAGGUGUGAGUACAGUAGUUGAUCCACCUAAUGUUGUGGCUCAGAAAGGUGUUCGACAAGUUGGACAAAAUGUCUCUGCAGAACGUGGUCAAAUGAUAACAGCAUGCAUGACUAUUAAUGCUGUUGGUCAAUCAUUGCCACCAGUUUUCAUAUUCCCUAGAGUAAGAAUGAGUGAUCUACUUAUGAUUGGAGCUCCUGACGGUAGCUUAGGACUUCCUAAUUCAACACAAAGUGCUUUGAUAAAUUCAGCUCUUUUUGUUAAAGUGCUUGAACACAUUAAAAAUCAUACUAGAUGUACUAAUGAAGACAAAAUUUUACUUUUAAUGGACAACCAUGAGUCACAUUGUUCACUUGAAGCUGUUAGUUAUGCUAAAGAAAAUGGUAUUGUAUUGGUAACAUUUCCUCCUCACUGCACACAUAAGUUGCAACCACUUGAUGUUGGAGUUUUUGGUCCAUUUAAAUCAAAACUUAAAAUUGCACAAAACGACUGGCUUACUAAUAAUCCUGGGAAAACUAUAAGAAUUCAUGAUUUGCCAAGCCUAACUAAAAUAGCUUUUAUAGAAUCUUUUUCAGUAAAAACUAUUGUUAAUGCGUUUGCCAAGCCUGGGAUAUGGCCGUUUUCAAGAUUAGCUUUUAGUGAAGAUGAUUUUGCUGCAGCUUAUGUUACAGAUAGACCUGACCCAAAUUCCACUCAAACUGUAAAUUUACAAAUUCAACCAGAUAUUAGUAUUUCUAGAAACAACCAACCAAAUGAAAAUGUAUGUGAUUUUGAUAUGAUAAAUUCUCAAACAGAAGUUCCUACUUUUACUGAUCUAUUAGUAAAUUCUACUGAACAAUGUUGCACUAAUAUUAAUGCUCAUUCUGUUACAAGUGCAGAAUUAGAUUCAACAAUACAUGAAGAAUUAAUAUCCCCAGAACAUGUGCGACCAUUUCCUAAAGCUGCACCUCGUGUUGAAAGGAAAGGGGGCAGAAAAAAAGGAAAGGCUAGAAUAUUAACUGAAACUCCUGAAAAAAUCCGAAUUGAACAAGAAACGCAAGAGAGAUUAUUAAAACGGAAACUUCCUGCAAUUGAUAAAAUUAAAAAGAAAAAGAAAUCUAAUAGCUCACAACCAACUACAAUUACAUCUAAAAAAGUAAAGAAAAAUCUCAAAAAAAGACUAUUCAGUUUUGAUUCCAAAAGUGAUACUGAUGAAAAUGAUCCUCCUAUGAUUUUAUUAAAUAACGAUUCAGAUAAUGAAAAUUUAAAUUGUCCUGUUCACUUUGGGGAUUUUGUAUUGGUUAAGUAUGAAGGUAAAAAAUUCUAUAAAUAUUUUGUUGGCUGUGUUGAAGAUAUUAACAAUGAUGACAUUGAAGUGUCUUUUUUAAAAAGAAAAAUGGGAGAUACUUUUUACUAUCCUACAGAUCAAGAAAUUGAUAAUGUACCUCAGAGUUGUAUAGAAAAAAUUUUGCCAAAGCCAAAACCUAUUGGGGGAA